GACAGGUCACGAACCUGUCGCCACCUCGUGGUGAUGAGAGUCCAGUCCUUACACGCAGCAGAAAGACGGAGUAAUAAAGUCUGGUCUGGUCCAAAAGUUAUGUUGAGAACCACAUCGAUGGACGUUUUUGAAGCAAAUAUCUAACAUAAUAAUUCAAACCAAGCGUUACAGUCUUUUAACGUCGUUCAUCUGUGUGUUUUGGAAGGUAAACAAAGCCAAUCGGCGACAGGUGAGCGGCAGAACAGGUUUGAAAAGUGAUGGAUUCAUCAAAACUUAGAAAGUUUGUUCUAAGAAGCACUUCAGCAGUGUCACUUAAUGAGCGCUUCUCUCAGGUCCUUGUGGACCAGCUGACCCAGUCCAGGACGGUUACUUUGGACACCAUCAUGGUGCCCAGCAGCCCACCUGUGGUUCUGGUGGUGAACAAGGGGGCGUCUCUGCUGCCACGCCUGCAGGUUGCUGGUUUCUCUGCAAGAGUGAAGCAGCGUCGGAGGAGCAUCUGGACCCGGCUUGGCUGGCAGAAGGUGUCUCAGCACCCCCGUACCCCCAAACCUCGAGGGUUCUGGAGCUUCAGGAACAAGUACAAAUGGAGAUUCAGGUUUCGGUCCACCUGCAGGCGGUGCAGUAACCUGCAUAUUCAACUGGGCCAGCAUCGUCCGAUGACCAAGACCAACAUCCGGAAUCCAACUGCAGGUAAGAAGCCGACGCAGCACCUGCAGACGGACGCAGCCCCUGCCUCUAAGGGGCGGGGCCAGAGAAAGCAUGGCGCACUGACCAGGAAGCGGCUGGACGCACAGCUGGAUGAGUACAUGUCUAAGUCUAAGAGCAGGCUGGACCAACAACUUGAAGACCACAUGUCCAUGUCAAGGCAGCGACUGGAUGCUGAGUUGGAUGAGUACAUGUUGAUGGCUGGAAAGGCAGAGCUACACUGGGACUAAGACAGGGACUGGUUUCUGGUUCUGACUGAACCAGAAUUGUUUUGGCUGAACUCUUUAUUUUAAUUAAGUUGACAAGUUAACAGCAUCCAAAGGGAUACAGACGUCUACCAUUUUGUUUUCCAAAGUGAGCUGUGUUUACUUCACUCACUUGUGUGUUAUACCUUGUUUAAAUGGUCAGAUUGUGUUAUUGUUCAAGUAUUUAAUUAAACAUGUGACCUGUUGAAUCACA
This is a messenger RNA of Betta splendens (Siamese fighting fish), 1164 nucleotides long. RefSeq lists its product as uncharacterized. The coding region runs from base 258 to 935 and encodes 225 amino acids. Lineage: Eukaryota; Metazoa; Chordata; Actinopteri; Anabantiformes; Osphronemidae. The transcript has 6 exons. The record is from RefSeq and is a predicted model, not a curated record.